Danaus plexippus (monarch butterfly) is the source of this 3856-nucleotide messenger RNA. RefSeq lists its product as uncharacterized. The transcript has 23 exons. Lineage: Eukaryota; Metazoa; Arthropoda; Insecta; Lepidoptera; Nymphalidae. The record is from RefSeq and is a predicted model, not a curated record. Bases 49 to 3753 code for a protein of 1234 amino acids.
GUCAUAUUUGACAAAAGAGAGUUUUGAGAUGUCUUUUUAUUUAGUGCUAUGGGAAUUAGUAACAAGAGUCAUGGAAAGAAAACAGAUAAGGAAACCCAGUCCCCGAUGUUGAAAAUAUUUAAGGACAUGAUGCAGAAGGACAACACUGAACCGGAGAAGGUAACCUUGCUUAAGGAUAAGAAAAAAGACAAGAAGAGGAAAUCCUAUUCUGAAUCUAGAUCCAAGUCGGAUAAUAGGUCAUACGAUUCCAGCAGCACUGACAGGUAUAGGAGUCACAAACUGGCCAACAUCACCGUCCACAAUAUAAGGGAAGACCAAGAGGACUAUAACCAAUUCGGUGCUGAUGCAUACAAAUCCAAAAAAGAGAGCUGGUGGUGUUUGAAUGACUCAAAUAAUAAAAAAGGAAAGAAGAAAUCGUCAGGGGAUACAUGUUCAUGUGUGUCCUGCGCCUUCAAAAAGAUCUUGGGUACCGAGUGCACGUGCGUGACGGCUCUGUUUUUAUUAUUCGCUGUCUCUGUGGUGAUAGCAUUCAUGAUCGUCUUCAAGACGGAUGCUCCGUGCCCUGCAAUGAAGCUGCAAAUGAAAAGACAUCUCUCUGAGAAUUAUGAGCCUGGACAAGACGACCUGAACAGCCUGGACACAUUGAAUGAUGCUGCGCUUUCCGAAAAUAGAAACAAUCAUAAAAGAUCGUACGGUGACAUAACCGAUGACCUGGCCAGUAUACUGGAUAGUCAGAAAAUGGAUUCGCAGACCAGCGUGAGGUUACGAGAUUUUUUCCAAAAACUUGUACAAACAGAUGCCCAGAUUAAGAAACUCAAACAGGAUAUGAACAACUACUACAAAACGGACAGUUUGAAGUCCUUCAAUGACAGAAUAAAACGAUCACUGAAAAAUCGUCUUAAGUAUCGCAUCAGAUCCAAAAAUAAAAAUAAUAAGACUGUAAAUAAAAGAAAUUUAAUAGAUGACAAGAAUAAUUUGCUCAAUAACGGUUCAGCAAUAACGGGAUUCAUUAUAGAAGGCGAAAAAGUGUUAGUUCAGUAUGACACAGGGAGGAAGAGAAAUUUCCCGAAAUGCUCACACGCACACGAGUCUAAGUCUCAUGAAAAAAAAUUGAAACAUCCAUACUAUAAGCACAGCCAGCGCGUCGACGAAAUGCUAAAAUACGCUGCUCCAGCGAUAACCAGUACGUUGUUUAAGGAAAACACCGAACAAACAUUACCAACCGACUCCUACAAUGUAUUUGAUGAAAAAAUAUCUGAUGCGAAAUUCGAUUCAGUCUUGGAAACUAAAACUAGCAAGGAUCCAACCAAGGAGAAAGAAUUUGAUGUAAUUAUUUUGACGACGUCACCUGUCCAGGACGAAGGGAUGAACGCAGCUAAUAUAAGGAGUACCCCCUACAGAACGGCCGAUUCUGAAGUAAAUAAUCGUGUAAGAGAUCGCAUCGGAUACCGUAAGUUGAUGCAAGUCGACGAAGAAGACAAUGAGGAACUCAAUUACGAAGAUGUCAAGGAAGUGCUGACAGACAAUCGCCAAAAUGAUGAUGAUUUUGACAGACAGACUGAAAAAAGGAAAAGAGAGAGUGGCCAACGCUUUAAAUUAUUCCCGUCUGAAAUCCUAAACCCAAACUGGAAAGGUCCAAUGCCUUUUUAUCCCGACGAAAUAAACACAAUGAUCAAACAUGCGGCCAUUCAAAAUCUCAACAUACAAUCGCCAACGAAUAGAAAAUAUCCGAAACCAGAACCAGAGAAGGAGAAGUUUAAAAAGGACGUCAGCGACACUGAAUACAUCGAGGAUUACGCGUAUGAUAGAAGCAAAAACAUGGCCAACAUGGCUCAAGCCUACAGUGACUACGGUGUCGUCUAUAACAGAAAAGCCGAGGAUGUUAAAGACAGAAUAAGCAAACCAGAAAACAGAUUCAAGCAAUCGAUGGACAAGAGAUUUUUUAAAUACAAUAUUUUUGAUCCAGAAGGCCUUAAAUUCGAGUUUAAACCUGGAACUGUCAAGACUGAUAGCGACAAGCUAGUAACUGAUUUGAAAAAACACAUAAAAUUUGUGAAACAGUCUACAAUCAAGGACCGCCCGUCGCCACAGCCGGCUUAUAACUCUGAAAUUCAAAACGUACUUAGCCAUCAUAUAAAUUAUCCCCUAUACAAUAGGGGUACGAUGCAAUCUAGGGAAUAUGAGGGGUCGAUAAGAAAAGUGUUUAGAACACUUAAAUCUGUAAACUAUGAAUCUAAUGACGAUAAUAGUGAUGUUAAUGCUAAAUUUGUUGAAUCCAAUGCAAACAAAACUGGCGUGGUCGAUGACGUGUUUGGUUUCAUAGCUCUAAUGGGUGACUGGUUUAGAAAACUGUCAUUGUUAUCUGGAGAGGAAGAAGGAAUACCCGAAUUUAUAAACGGUUCACUGUUUAACAUCACGAAAGGGAAGGAAGACGUUCCGAAACUCAAAAAUAAUACCGACAUUCUUUACCCAAUCUACGACUCGGAUAUGGUGGAUAAUAUUGGGCACAGAUCCAGAGUCUUGAUGUCACUCAAAGAAAACAACACAGACGAUAUGCAAGAAGCAAAAUAUAAAGAAAAUGUGAAAAGAAAUAAUAUUAGCGAAUCGGACAGUAUCGUCCCUAUAGCACUAGUUUUAGCAACAAACAUAACAAAUAGUUCUGAAACAAAAGACGGAAGAAACUUAACGUCUAUAGUUAAAAGGAGUAUAGAUGAUAGCAAGCUGGUAUUUUGGAACGAAUUAUACGAUAACGAGGAAUACGGAAUAAAAUCAGACUAUUUAGAUAACGUUAGAGAGAAGCAUCUCGUGAAGAACAGAAAUGUGUUCCAAAAAACGAGAGAGUGGAUAAGACAGAAGUUCAGAAAUAAAACUCGUAGCGCGAGGGGCAAGACGACCAAGAAAACGAAAACUACAACUAAAUCAAAAACAACGAAAAAGUCAGCGGCCUUGACAAAUAUAAAAAUAAUGGACAACCAACCAAAACCAAGAUACAUACGAAACGCGAAUGAGGAUUCUGAAAACAUGAAAAAGGUCUUUGAAAAACUGACAGCGAACAUGAAAACGGUUUGUCAAGAAGCAGCCAGAGCCAUGGAGCACACGAAAAAUAUGGAAGUUCGCGAUGACAGCAAAGAAGGAGCGGCUGCCGCUUCAAUGAUGCAACAGCUUGUACGACUGAUGACCGAUUUGGUGGAUAUACAGGUUCAACAAAAGACCUGCGCCAAGCUACCAUCAGAUCUCCAAAACUUUCUGGAGUGGUUGACUGCCCCCGACGAGACUAACAUGAGAGUCGACGAAGCUUCAAACAGCCAGACUGAGUUUAAUAAUGAUGAAAACGAACUGUCUAGAUUGGAAAAAGCAACGGAGUCGGAUAUGCUAACUUCUAUCUCUGAGGAUAGUCAUCAAGACGAGAGGACGGAGUGUCUUGGCACGAUACAAGCGGUACAGGACCUGAUAAUGCAGUACGAAGGCAUGAAUGAUGAAGACAAGAGCAAAAUGAGCGGCGUCAAGGAAUAUCUGCAACAUCAACUGAUUUUCUUGAACAGAAAAUUGAGCAACUUAGAAGAGAAUAGUUUUUAUAAGCUGCACAAAAAACGCGAUCUCCGUGGAAUAAGCAGAACCCACAGUAACAAAAAGAGGAGGCAAGUCAACAAAUUCGUUAAAAAUUUCGGCAAGAAACAUACUAAGACAACACCGGACAAUAUCACGGAGAGCAACAAGGAGAAAAUGGAUUCAACGAGAGGAAAAAAUAUUUAGUACAGCCGAGAAAUAAUGAGGAAUGCACCAAAGAUGAGACUAGGAGAUAAUAAUUUUAUGAUAAAUGUAGUUAAUUUGGAUGUAAUAUUGAAGAUUAUUAUAU